This is a messenger RNA of Strongylus vulgaris, 710 nucleotides long. The record is from the annotation of a GenBank genome assembly. NCBI's taxonomy places the organism in Eukaryota, Metazoa, Nematoda, Chromadorea, Rhabditida, Strongylidae.
GAUCAGCAUGGGCGCAAGAAGCACAAGUUCAAGAGGCGGAGAACUCAACGAGAGCGCAAGAUUCUGGGUUAAUGAAGGAUUCCAAGAGUAAUGAAGGACAAUCGUCAGUAAAUUCUGAGUCAACGCAGAAUUCUAUGGGAGUGCAAGGACAAACUGAAAAACCAAUACAGAAAGACAUGACAAUGAUAGAUCCUAAGGAAGAUCAAGUCGUGCCUUCUCGAAAGAUGCGACUGAAAUUUGAGGGCCCAACAUAUCAAUGCAUACGCACAAACUCAAUGGCGCAAGGCGUGCAAGGCAACCUCCCAGUUUACCAGUGCAUACCUACAAGUGAAAUACCUCCUGCUGCCUUCGAAAUGCUAGCUGUACCAGCACAGGGCCUGAAAAUGCAAGGUAAGGAGUUGCAAGGGCCUACAAGUCGAAGCUACAUGGGAAUGGAGCAAAGGCCUAUGAAAAUGCAGGAGACUAUGUCAAAUCACGACUAUAUGGGAAAAGAACGACCCACGCGACAAGAAACCAUGUUAAAUUCUGACUACAGGGGAAUGCAAAGACCCACGGAAAUGCAACUAAAUCGGGACUACAUGGGAAUGCAAAAACCCAAACGAUUUGAAGAAACUACGUUAGAUUCCGACUACAUGGGAAGUCAAAGACCUACGGGAAUGCAAGGAAAUCGGGACUACAUGGAAAUGCAAAAACCCAAGCGAUUUGAAGAA